AUGGAUAACUCUUUUAUUCACACCCCAGCGGAAGCGCUGGAUCAUUUCGAUGUAUCCGAAAGCGCUGGUUUGUCUCAAGACGCGGUCUUGAAAUCCAGACAGGAGCAUGGCCCCAAUGCUAUUGCUGAGGAACCCCCGACUCCUCUCUGGGAAAUGAUUCUGGAGCAGUUCAAGGACCAGCUGGUUCUUAUCCUGUUGGGAUCUGCUGCGGUAUCCUUUGUUUUGGCCCUUUUCGAAGAAAGUGAUGACUGGACCGCCUUUGUCGACCCAGCUGUGAUCUUGACUAUCUUAAUUCUCAACGCGGUGGUGGGCGUGACUCAAGAGAGCAGCGCAGAGAAGGCGAUUGCGGCGCUUCAGGAAUACUCGGCCAACGAGGCCAAGGUUGUACGUAACGGGAAGGCUCAGCGCGUCAAGGCAGAAGAUCUGGUACCUGGUGAUGUUAUCCACAUCGCUGUUGGUGACCGUGUCCCCGCCGACUGCCGACUGCUCUCUAUUCACAGCAAUAGCUUCCGGGUUGAUCAGGCAAUCUUGACUGGUGAGAGUGAGAGUGUUAGCAAGGAAACUGGCAUCAUCAAGGAUCGUCAGGCUGUUAAGCAGGAACAAACCAACAUGCUUUUCUCCGGUACUACCGUCGUCAAUGGUCAUGCUACUGCGCUGGUUGUUCUGACUGGUAGCUCCACUGCUAUUGGUGAUAUCCACGACAGCAUCACUUCUCAGAUCUCCGAGCCAACUCCAUUGAAGCAAAAGUUGAAUGACUUCGGUGAUAUGCUGGCAAAGGUUAUCACGGUCAUUUGCAUCCUCGUCUGGGUCAUUAAUAUCGAACACUUUAACGAUCCGUCCUUUGGUGGCUCCUGGACUAAGGGUGCGAUCUACUAUCUGAAGAUCGCCGUCUCUCUCGGUGUUGCCGCUAUCCCCGAAGGUCUUGCCGUUGUCAUUACCACAUGUUUGGCUUUGGGAACCCGCAAGAUGGCCCAAAAAAACGCCGUUGUCCGAUCCUUGCCCUCCGUGGAAACCCUGGGAAGCUGCAGUGUAAUCUGCUCCGAUAAGACAGGAACUUUGACUACCAACCAAAUGAGCGUGGAGAAGAUUGUUUACGUGACAAGCCUCGGGGACAGGCUCGAGGAGAUCGAUAUCGAAGGUACUACAUUUGCUCCAGAGGGCAAGUUGUCCCAGAACGGCAAAGUGGUUGAGAACCUGGCUGUUACUUCAUCCACUAUCCGUCAAUUAACCGAAGUUACCGCUAUCUGCAACGCUGCCACCCUUUCCCACGACGCUAAAACUGGUGUGUUCUCGAACAUUGGCGAGCCGACAGAGGCAGCCCUGCGUGCCUUGACUGAGAAGAUCGGCACCAGUGAUGCCGCUGAGAACAAGAAGCUUUUCAGUCUGCCUUCCUCCGAGAGACUUCACCUCGCCAGUGCCCACUACGAAUCCCGUCUACCCCUUCAGGCUACAUACGAGUUUUCCCGCGACCGCAAGAGUAUGUCGGUUCUUGUUGGCAAGGGAAAGGAGCAAAAGCUGCUGGUCAAGGGUGCCCCCGAAAAUGUUCUGGAACGCUGCUCUCACGUUUUGCAAGGUGCUGAAGGAUCCCGAGUGUCUAUGACCAAGAAGCACGCCAAGCUGCUUUCUGAAGAGGUCGUCGAAUACGGUAAAAGAGGUCUCCGUGUCAUGGCUAUCGCAAGUGUUAGCGAUGUUUCUGGAAACAAGCUGCUGAAGAAUGCAUCGUCAACUGAGGAUUAUGCCAAGCUCGAGCAGAAUAUGACUCUGAUUGGUCUCGUUGGUAUGCUCGAUCCCCCACGCCCUGAAGUCGCCGGUUCCAUCAGGAAAUGUCGGGAUGCUGGUAUUCGCGUCAUUGUCAUCACUGGUGAUAACCCCAACACUGCCGAGUCUAUCUGUCGCCAAAUUGGUGUUUUCGGUGCCGACGAGGAUCUCACGGGUAAGAGCUUCACUGGUCGCGAAUUUGAUGAUUUGAGCGAGGCCGAGCAAAUCAAGGCCGUUCAGACUGCUUCUCUCUUCUCACGUACCGAGCCUUCUCACAAGUCUAAAUUGGUUGAUCUUCUUCAGUCCAUGAACCACGUGGUCGCCAUGACUGGUGACGGUGUCAACGAUGCUCCCGCACUCAAAAAGUCUGACAUUGGUGUCGCUAUGGGUACUGGUACCGAUGUGGCCAAGCUCGCUGCCGAUAUGGUUCUCGCCGACGACAAUUUCGCUACUAUCACUGUUGCCGUGGAGGAAGGUCGAUCGAUCUACAGCAACACUCAGCAAUUCAUCCGGUACUUGAUCUCGUCCAACAUCGGUGAAGUCGUGUCUAUCUUCUUGACUGCUGCCCUCGGCAUGCCCGAGGCCCUGGUUCCUGUUCAACUCCUGUGGGUCAACCUUGUUACCGACGGUCUCCCAGCUACUGCUCUAUCUUUCAACCCACCUGACCAUGAUGUCAUGAGACGCGCUCCUCGUCGUCGUGACGAGCCCCUUGUUGGCGGUUGGUUGUUGUUCCGCUACAUGGUCAUUGGUAUCUACGUGGGUGCCGCAACUGUGUUUGGCUAUGUUUGGUGGUUCCUGUACAAUCCGGAAGGACCUCAGAUCACUUUCUGGCACUUGUCCCACUUCCACCGCUGCUCGUCGCAAUUCCCCGAAAUUGGCUGUGAGAUGUUCAGCAACGACAUGGCCAAGUCCGCUUCAACAGUGUCACUUUCCAUCCUUGUGGUCAUUGAGAUGUUGAACGCGAUGAACGCCCUAUCAUCCAGCGAAUCUCUCUUCACCUUCUUCCUCCACAACAACCCAAUGCUGAUCUACGCCAUUACUUUGUCAAUGGCUCUUCACUUCGCCAUCCUCUACAUUCCUUUCCUCCAGACCCUGUUCGCCAUUCUGCCCUUGAACUGGAUGGAAUGGAAGGCUGUCUUAGCUAUCAGCGCGCCUGUAAUUUUGAUCGAUGAGAUCCUCAAAUAUGCGGAGCGUCGCCUGUAUAACAACCACGUCUCGCACGCUCCACUUGCCCAGAAUGGUGCCGCUGGGAAGCCAAAGCGGGCAUAA
Molecule: messenger RNA, 3027 nt
Organism: Penicillium angulare
Lineage: Eukaryota; Fungi; Ascomycota; Eurotiomycetes; Eurotiales; Aspergillaceae
Product: calcium-transporting ATPase
Exons: 5
Coding region: 1-3027 (1008 amino acids)
Biological process (GO): intracellular calcium ion homeostasis; calcium ion transmembrane transport
Cellular component (GO): membrane
Molecular function (GO): ATP hydrolysis activity; ATP binding; P-type calcium transporter activity
Source: RefSeq, a predicted model, not a curated record